Molecule: messenger RNA, 2056 nt
Organism: Gossypium raimondii (Peruvian cotton)
Lineage: Eukaryota; Viridiplantae; Streptophyta; Magnoliopsida; Malvales; Malvaceae
Product: proton pump-interactor 1
Exons: 7
Coding region: 26-1876 (616 amino acids)
Source: RefSeq, a predicted model, not a curated record
UAGGCUUAUAUCAUUUUUGUGAUUAAUGGGUGUAGAGAUUGUGGGAUCAAACAUGGCACAAGUAUCUGUUGACAAAGUAGCUGAAGUUGACCAAUCAUUUUUGCUUGAUAAGGAAAAUGGGAAACUGGACGAGGAUCCAGUUCAUAAUGAGACCAUUCCAGUUGUUCCCCGCUGCGAGGAGCCUAGUAAGGGAGACGGGAAUAAUGCAUCCAAUGACAAUUUCCCGACGGAUGCAGUUGACGAGUGGCCUGCAGCUAAGCAGGUCCACUCUUUUCAUUUUGUCAGGUAUCGCCUUUACGAAGACCCUAAGAUCAAAGCCAAAAUCGACGAGGCUGAUAAAGAGCUACAAAAGUGGAGUAAAACCAGGUUCAAGAUCACUGAUGAAUUAAAAGCUAAGAGGUCAGAUCGUGCUGAGUUACUUGCUCAAGUGAGAGCCCUGAAUGUUGAUUUUGAACAAUAUAAGGAGAUUUUAGACGAGAAAAAGAAGGAAAUAGAACCACUGCAGCAGGCCUUAGGCAAGCUUCGCACUAAUAGCUAUACCGGUCGUGGCAGUAUGUGUUCAUCUGAGGAAGAGCUCAACGAUGUUAUCCAUAGCUUGCAAUAUCGCAUUCAGCAUGAAAGUAUCCCAUUGGCCGAGGAGAAGCAACUCCUUAAAGAAAUCAAACGACUAGAGGGGACCAGGGAAGCGGUUAUCACUAAUGCAGCAAUGAGAGCAAAGAUUCAGGAUUCGAUGGGUCAGAAGGAAGUCAUUCAAGAUCAGGUUAAACUUAUUGGUGUUGAUUUGAGUGGAGUAAGGAAGGAGCAGUUUGCAGUUCAGUCCAAGAAAAAACAAAUUAAAGAUAAAUUGACUGCAACCGAAAAGAAACUUGAGUCUUUACAGGAGGAGCUGAAAGCUGUGACCCAGAAGAGGGACAAAGCUUAUCAAACCAUUCUGGAACUGAGGAAACAACAUGAUGAGGAAAAUGCUUACUUCUACCAGAGCCGUUCACUCAUAAACAAGGCCAAAAUUGUUGCUGCCAAGAAAGAUAUAAAGGCUCUUGAGGAGCUUGCAAAUGUUGAGGUUGAGAAGUUUAUGGAUCUCUGGAAUGGUAAUAAAGCCUUCAGGGAUGAUUAUGAGAGAAGAAUUCUGAAAUCCCUGGACACUCGACUAUUGAGCAGGGAUGGUCGGAUAAGGAAUCCUGAUGAGAAGCCAUUAGUUCUACCAGAGGUACCAGUACAUACGGGAACUGAAGCACUUCCAAAACCUGGUGCGAGACAACCAAAGGAAGAAGCCAAAUCCUCACCCCAACCAGGUACUAAACACCCGAAAAAGGGCCAGAAAGAUGCUGAGACCAAAGCAAUGGAGUCAAAAUCCUCUCCAGAGAAUGUUGUAGCUGACAAGAUCUCUGGAUCUUCAAACGAGGAAGUUGAUGCUGCAAAACAGAAAGAAAUGAAGAGAGAAGAGGAAAUUGCAAAAGCAAAGCAAGCUUUAGAAAGGAAGAAGAAGCAGGCUGAAAAAGCAGCUGCCAAAGCAGCUAUAAGAGCUCAAAAGGAAGCCGAAAAGAAGCUCAAGGAGCGUGAGAAGAAAGCAAAGAAGAAAGCAGCAGCAUCUACGACUGCUAUAAAUCCCGAGGAACCAACUGAACCCAUGGCUGAGGCUUCAGAAUCAGAGAAGGUUGAUGCUAGUGCUGAAGCACCUGUUCCUGCUCCUGUUUCAGUGAAGGAUAAAGCACAAAAGGGGAAUGCUAUUCGGUACAGAAAUCGAACUAAAGGACCUGAGGUGCUUCCAAGAGCCAUCCUGAGACGUAAGAAGUCAACCAACUACUGGACAUGGGCCGCACCUGCUGCACUAGUGGUGCUGAUACUUCUAGCAUUAGGUUACUAUUAUCUUGUCUGAAGAAGUUAACUUGAAUGGAACUGAGAGUUUUGGUUGAACAACAUGCUAAUAGCUAGGCCCAUAGCGCCCAUAGCUGCAAAAGUUCUUUGCAUCCAUUGAGGAUGGACUAAAAAAGUCAUAAUGUUGCUGGUUGUUCAGUUGCAAUGCUUACUGAGGCCAAAACUAAGCAAUUCUGGUUUA